AUGAUGGCCACAGUAGUGCCCCGCCUAAAGAAACGGCGUCUUUCCUCUGGAAAUCCGAUGUGUGAGACGCAAAUACCGAACGAUGUGCUUCUUAGCGCACAAAACGCGGCAGCACCCGCGUUCGCCAGCGACGUCGCUGCAGCGCAGCAUGCGCCUGCGCCGGCCCGCCAACCCCACUUCGCAUUUGCCUCCGACCCACAAACUGUAGCAAGCGUGCGCGAGAUGAUCGAUGGAGAGGAACGCGAUGUUUACGUGAUCAGCGACGAUGACGAUAAGCCACCAGCCUCUCCCCUGCAGCGCCCAGCGACACAGCUGCAUCCCCCAUCCGCCACUUGUGGCAAGCGCAAGCCACACGCAGCGUGGGACGAGGCCGAUCAUGGCCAGGACGCGAAGCGGCGUCGCCACGAUCCGACCUCGGUGGCGCUCGAUCAGCUCGCAGCGUCCUUGCAGAUGGAUAACAAUUGCGCAGGGUUCGGUACAGAUAUGUACGCCCAGGGUGUAAUCCAGCCGGUAUAUCCCGCCGGUGCUUCGACAGCAUAUACGGACGUGUUUGCUCCGAAUCCGUACAAUUUCGUGCCUGCCGCGCCAGCUUUUACACCGCUUGCACCACCGCCCAGCGAGAAACAUACAAGGCAUGCGCCGCGCGCGCCCAACAUUUAUGACGCGCGCAGCGAUGCAUGGCCGACGUCUUCUGGAACGCAGCCACUGGAUGACAAGGACGGUCAUUUCAUCGUGCGCGAAGGCGAUACCAUCACGUCCCGCUACGUGAUCCGAGGCCUGCUUGGUCAAGGUACGUUUGGGAAGGUAGUCAACUGCUACGACCGAAAAUUGCAGCGGUGUGUUGCCAUCAAGGUAAUCCGUGCGGUGCAAAAGUACCGCGACGCGAGCCAAAUUGAGAUCCGCGUGCUCCGCUGUUUGCGGGAUCAUGAUCCGUCGAACCGGUACCAAUGUGUGCAGCUGAUGGAGACCUUUGACUACCGCAACCACGUAUGCAUUGUGUCGGAGCUGCUGGACCGCAGCGUGUUUGAUUUUCUCAAGGAUAACCAGUUCCAACCAUUCUUGUGCCGUAAUAUAUGGCACUUUGCACAACAGCUCUUGCACAGCAUUGCCUUUCUGCACAAGCUUUCGCUGAUUCAUACAGAUUUGAAACCAGAGAAUGUGCUGCUUGUCGAUGCUUCCUUCGAUAUGGCUCCGACUUCGCGCCGAAGCAAUGCGCGGAAAAAGCGCGUGCUCCGCAACGACGAUAUUCGGCUGAUUGACUUUGGCAGCGCAACGUUUAACGACGAGUACCAUUCAGGGGUUGUGUCUACAAGGCACUAUCGUGCGCCGGAAAUCAUUCUCGGAAUGGGCUGGUCGUUCCCUUGCGAUGCCUGGUCGCUGGGCUGCAUUCUCAUCGAGUUUUACACUGGCGACGCCCUCUUCCAGACACACGACAACUUGGAGCAUCUGGCGAUGAUGGAAAUGGUGCUUGGCCGCUUGCCAGACGACUAUCGACGCAAAGCGGAGACAUACAAACCCGAAUAUUUCCGCAACGGCCAGCUCGAUUAUCCCAAGGCGGAGACGAGCAAGCAAAGUCGCCGCUAUGUACAAAAUAUGAAGCGGCUGGAGGAUAUCGUGUCGGGCUCAUCGUCGUAUGCAAAGCACAACGCGCGCUUUUUGUCGCUACUGCACAGGCUGCUCGAAUUCGACCCUGCGAAACGGAUCACGAUGGAGGAGGCGCUCAAGCAUCCCUACUUUGAUCUGAGGCCGAACGAGAUUCCACAAUGA
This is a messenger RNA of Malassezia vespertilionis, 1767 nucleotides long. RefSeq names its product dual-specificity kinase (gene LKH1). Gene Ontology annotation, biological process: protein phosphorylation. Gene Ontology annotation, molecular function: protein kinase activity; ATP binding. The record is from RefSeq and is a predicted model, not a curated record. NCBI's taxonomy places the organism in Eukaryota, Fungi, Basidiomycota, Malasseziomycetes, Malasseziales, Malasseziaceae. Gene Ontology annotation, cellular component: nucleus. The coding region runs from base 1 to 1767 and encodes 588 amino acids. The transcript has a single exon.